GUCACUGUCCGCCGCCGUGUCCGCGGCUGCGCCAGACAGUGUAGAACCUGCGGCCUCGAUGUCCUUCUCCCGUGCCCUAUUGUGGGCUCGGCUCCCGGCGGGGCGCCAGGCUGGCCACCGGGCAGCCAUCUGCUCUGCCCUUCGUCCCCACUUUGGGCCCUUUCCCGGGGUUCUGGGGCAAGUUUCUGUCCUUGCCACCGCCUCCUCCUCUGCCUCCGGUGGCUCCAAAAUACCAAACACGUCCUUGUUCGUGCCCCUGACUGUGAAACCUCAGGGCCCCAGCGCCGACGGCGACGUCGGGGCCGAGCUAACCCGGCCUCUGGACAAGACUAUUCCAAUUCACCUGAAAAUGUAAAUGUCUUUGCUGCUUCCUGUAAGAAGAUAGAAUAAAGACAUGGGUUUGUCAGCACUAGAUUUUCUUCUGGUGGAGAAUCCUUAGAUACUUCAUUGGGUCUGUGUGCCAGAUGAAGUAAAGAAGGUCUUAGACAAAUUUUACAAGAGGAAAGAAAUUCAGAAACUGGGUGCUGAUUAUGGACUUGAUGCUCGUCUCUUCCACCAAGCUUUCAUAAGCUUUAGAAAUUAUAUUAUGCAGUCUCAUUCCCUGGAUGUGGACAUUCACAUUGUUUUGAAUGAUAUUUGCUUCGGUGCAGGCUCUGGAGUGCAGUGGCUCAGUCUCAGCUCAGUGUGUAGCCUCAACCUCCUGGGCUCAAGCCAUCCUUCCAGCUCAUGCGGAUGAUUUAUUCCCAUUUUUCUUGAGACAUGCCAAACAAAUAUUUCCUGUGUUGGACUGUAAGGAUGAUCUACGUAAAAUCAGUGACUUAAGAAUACCACCUAACUGGUACCCAGAUGCUAGAGCCAUGCAGCGGAAGAUAAUAUUUCAUUCAGGCCCCACAAACAGUGGAAAGACUUAUCACGCAAUCCAGAAAUACUUCUCAGCAAAGUCUGGAGUGUAUUGUGGCCCUCUAAAAUUACUGGCACAUGAGAUCUUCGAAAAGAGUAAUGCUGCUGGUGUGCCAUGUGACUUGGUGACAGGUGAAGAGCGUGUGACAGUUCAGCCAAAUGGGAAACAGGCUUCACAUGUUUCUUGUACAGUUGAGAUGUGCAGUGUUACAACUCCUUAUGAAGUGGCUGUAAUUGAUGAAAUUCAAAUGAUUAGAGAUCCAGCCAGAGGAUGGGCCUGGACCAGAGCACUUCUAGGACUGUGUGCUGAAGAGGUUCAUUUGUGUGGAGAACCUGCUGCUAUUGACCUGGUGAUGGAGCUUAUGUACACAACGGGGGAGGAAGUGGAGGUUCGAGACUAUAAGAGGCUUACCCCCAUUUCUGUGCUGGACCAUGCACUAGAAUCUUUAGAUAACCUUCGGCCUGGGGACUGCAUUGUCUGUUUUAGCAAGAAUGAUAUUUAUUCUGUGAGUCGGCAGAUUGAAAUUCGGGGAUUAGAAUCAGCUGUUAUAUAUGGCAGUCUCCCACCUGGGACCAAACUUGCUCAAGCAAAAAAGUUUAAUGAUCCCAAUGACCCAUGCAAAAUCUUGGUUGCUACAGAUGCAAUUGGCAUGGGACUUAAUUUGAGCAUAAGGAGAAUUAUUUUUUACUCCCUUAUAAAGCCCAGUAUCAAUGAAAAGGGAGAGAGAGAACUAGAACCAAUCACAACCUCUCAAGCCCUGCAGAUUGCUGGCAGAGCUGGCAGAUUCAGCUCACGGUUUAAAGAAGGAGAGGUUACAACAAUGAAUCAUGAAGAUCUCAGUUUAUUAAAGGAAAUUUUGAAGAGGCCUGUGGAUCCUAUAAGGGCAGCUGGUCUUCAUCCAACUGCUGAGCAGAUUGAAAUGUUUGCCUACCAUCUCCCUGAUGCAACACUGUCCAAUCUCAUUGAUAUUUUUGUAGACUUUUCACAAGUUGAUGGGCAGUAUUUUGUCUGCAAUAUGGAUGAUUUUAAAUUUUCUGCAGAGUUGAUCCAGCAUAUUCCACUAAGUCUGCGAGUGAGGUAUGUUUUCUGCACAGCUCCUAUCAACAAGAAGCAGCCUUUUGUGUGUUCUUCACUGUUACAGUUUGCCAGGCAGUAUAGCAGGAAUGAGCCCCUGACCUUUGCAUGGUUACGCCGAUACAUCAAAUGGCCUUUACUUCCACCUAAGAAUAUUAAAGACCUCAUGGAUCUUGAAGCUGUCCACGAUGUCUUGGAUCUUUACUUGUGGCUAAGCUACCGAUUUAUGGAUAUGUUUCCAGAUGCCAGCCUUAUUCGAGAUCUCCAGAAAGAACUAGAUGGUAUUAUCCAAGAUGGUGUGCACAAUAUCACUAAAUUGAUUAAAAUGUCUGAGACGCAUAAGCUGUUGAAUUUGGAGGGCUUUCCAUCAGGGAGCCAGUCACGAUUGUCAGGAACCUUAAAGAGCCAAGCUAGAAGGACACGCGGCACCAAAGCUCUAGGGAGUAAAGCUACUGAGCCACCCAGCCCCGAUGCAGGAGAGCUGUCCCUUGCUUCCAGAUUGGUGCAGCAAGGACUCCUCACUCCAGACAUGCUGAAACAGCUAGAAAAAGAGUGGAUGACACAACAAACUGAACACAACAAAGAAAAAACAGAGUCUGGGACUCAUCCAAAAGGGACGAGAAGAAAGAAGAAGGAACCUGAUUCGGACUAGUUUUCUGUUCCUGUUUUUUUUUUUUUAUUUAAUUUUGCAAAUAAAAAUUUAUUUUGAA
This is a messenger RNA of Homo sapiens (human), 2685 nucleotides long. RefSeq names its product Suv3 like RNA helicase (gene SUPV3L1). The transcript is spliced from 17 exons. Lineage: Eukaryota; Metazoa; Chordata; Mammalia; Primates; Hominidae. The record is from RefSeq and is marked validated. Gene Ontology annotation, cellular component: nucleus; mitochondrial nucleoid; mitochondrial matrix. The coding region runs from base 630 to 2627 and encodes 665 amino acids. Gene Ontology annotation, molecular function: RNA helicase activity; ATP hydrolysis activity; ATP binding.